This is a messenger RNA of Solanum tuberosum (potato), 1149 nucleotides long. RefSeq lists its product as uncharacterized. The record is from RefSeq and is a predicted model, not a curated record. Bases 1 to 1149 code for a protein of 382 amino acids. Lineage: Eukaryota; Viridiplantae; Streptophyta; Magnoliopsida; Solanales; Solanaceae. The transcript has a single exon.
AUGGCGAGAGUAUAUCAAGCUUGGUACACCAAAGAAGAUCAAGUCUCCCCUCUGUGUUUCAGGCUGACGCAAGAGCAACUCGAUAAAGAAAAAGAGAGGGAUGUAAACAUCAAAAAUAUGUUGUCACAGAUGGAAGAUCUACAAGAGCACAUGAAAGGCAACUGUGAAAUAUUUUGCGCAGAGGGGGGUUCUUUUUCCGAUAACUUAAAAUCGGGAGGGAAUCAUGGUCAGAACCACAGAAGGAAUGAGGAGGGUUUCCAUCCACACCAUCAACCGCGGGUUGGAAAUCAAGGUUGGAACCACCCUAGAGGUGAAGGACCUAGGCGAUAUUUCCUAGAGUGGAUUGAGCAUGAAGAUUAUGAAGAAUACCAAACUCAAUUGAGUGACCGCCCGACAUCAAGGGAGAGUGACAGCAGCCCUAGGGUGAAUGAUCUACUGACACAAAUCCUUGAGAAAGUUGAAGGUUCUGAUGAUUUGCUAAAGAUAAUAAGAGAUGAUUUUUCUUCACUAAAUAGCAAGGUGAACUCUUAUGCUAAUGCCAUCAAGAUGCUAGAAGGUCAAUUGAAUCUCCUAUUGGCUAAACUAACAACCAAGAUGCCAAAGGAAAAUGGGGAAGAAGAGCUGGCUGUAAUUACCCGUAGCGGGAAGGUAGCGUUAGGUAACGAAGGAGAAGAACGUGAGGAAAAUCAGGGUGGGGAAGAAGGAGAAGUUAUCGAUCAUCAAAACAUCAGCAACAAAGCACAAGAAGAAAUGAAUCAACACAAUGAGACUUCAAAAAUAAUGCAACCUUUACCCAAAAUACAUCCACCUUUUCCCCAGCGUUUGAAAAAGAAGAAUGAAGAUGAGAGGUUUAAAAAAUUCUUGUCUGUGUUUAAAAAGUUGUCCAUCAACCUUCCUUUGGUAGAAGCAUUGCUGGAGAUGCCAGGGUAUGCUAAAUUCAUAAAAGAGUUAGUCACCAAGAAGAGGAUCUUGGAUUAUGAAACGAUUGAAGUACCUCAUAGUUGCAGUGCGAUCGUGACAAAUGAGUUAAUCACUAAAAGGGACGACCCUGGUUCUUUCACCAUCCCAUGUACUAAUGGAAUGCUCCAAUUUGCCAAGGCUUUAUGUGACCUAGGAACAAGCAUCAACCUGAUGGCAUACGCCAUAUAG